Molecule: messenger RNA, 3058 nt
Organism: Vitrella brassicaformis
Lineage: Eukaryota; Vitrellaceae
Source: the annotation of a GenBank genome assembly
UAGCUGUGAAGUGUCCUUUCUCCCUUGCAAAGGAGGAGGGAGGCACCGCACUUUGCUGAAGGCUGCAUCGAUUUGAGCCUAGCGCUGCCCAAAGUCGACGAAAUCUGCCAGAUCUCAGUCAGUUUGCAAACGCCUUGCAGGCAGCUGUGCAAGAUGGGCAGGGCGGUUGGCGUAGCGAUGGUGUCUGACUUCUUCUACCCAUCCAAGGUAAGUCAUUUCAUCUCACUAAUGAAUUCACUCAUUCCCAUUGAUCUGAUCUGUCUGCGGACUUGUGUGCCUCCCUCUAUCUUCAUCGGCAGGGCGGUGUAGAGAUGCACGUCUACCAGCUGUCGCAGUGCCUGAUGAAGCGCGGCUUCAGAGUGAUAGUCAUCACCCACGCUCGCGGCCCCUACCGAGGUGUGCAGUGGAUGCCCAACGGCCUCAAGGUCUACUACCUCCACUACAGGGACGUGGUCGACAACGUCAUACUGCCUACCGUCUUCAUGACCCUCCCCGCAGUCAGACACAUACUGCUUCGCGAACAUAUCGACAUUGUCCACAGCCACCAGGCAACCCAACCACAGCACGGCACAUGACACCAACACAGAGACUCAGACAGACAGACAGACAGACAGACAGGGAUGGAAUGGCGGGUCGGGUAUGUGCCACGCAUAUACGGUGAUGGAUGGAUGGAUGUGUGUGUGUAUUGGUUCCUUCCUUGCUUCACCCCGCCCCACCCCACCCCCACAGGCAACGUCUCCGUUGGGGCACGAGUGUCUGAUCCACGCGCGUACCCUGUCGAUGUACAACCGGUACAGCCACGAUACACUCGGCGAUGGCGGCAGUGAGCCCCACGAGUACCGCAUUGUCUACACAGACCACUCCCUCUUCGGUUUCGCUGAUGUCGCCGGCAUUCACAUCAACAAAGUCAGGGGCAGGGUCAGGGUCAGGGUCAGGGAGGGAGGAGUGGGCGGCACACAGACAGACACCACACUAUCCAUACCGUCCUGUCGGGUAUGGUGCUCGCUGCUGGUGUGUAUGUUAGGUGAUAUCUCUGUUGCUAAGUGACGUGGAUCACGCCAUCUGCGUGUCGCACACCAACAGGGAGAACCUCACUCUCCGCUCGGGCAUCCCACCACGCAGGAUCGCCGUCAUACCAAACGCCGUGGUGAGUCGGUGGGCUGUAAAUGGGGGAGGGGCAGCCCUCGUGUGUGAUAUGGCUCGUGUCAGGACGCCCAUCGUUUUUCGCCGGAUCCGUCGAUGCGUCCCCCGCCCCCACGGGUGAACAUAGUGGUCAUCAGCCGACUCACAUACAGAAAGGUAACAUAACAACAAAAGUCAGACAGACAGACAGACAGACAGACAUACAGACAGACAGACAGGCAGGCAGGGAGGCAGGCAGGCUAGAUACUGGGCUGCCGCACACUGACUCGUGGACCCACCCACCCACCUGAUUCUACGCGUCUGUCUGUGUGUGUGUGUGUCUAAGUAGGGCAUCGAUUUGCUGGUGGAUGUGAUUCCGGCCAUCUGCGAGCAGUUCCCCAACGUGCACUUCAUUAUCGGUGGGUGGUGUGGUGAUAUCAAAUCAGCACACCACACCACACCACACCAAACCACCAAAUGCAGGCAGUGAAUGGAUGAAUGCAAUGCAGCUGUGCUGUGUGUGCGCACGGCUGGUUCUCUGUGCUGUUGUGUGGUGUGCAGGUGGUGACGGCGGGAAGCGCACCAUAUUGGAGGAGAUGCGGGAGGAACACCGACUCAUCGACAGAGUCGAAAUGCUCGGUAGACAGACAGACAGACAGACAGACAGAGGGGGGUAAUUGGUCGCCUGCUAUCCUAUUUGGUUGCUGCUGCUGUGUGUGUGUGUGUGCGUGUGACGUCAUCCACAUUCCCGUCUAAACGUACGUGCAGGUGCAGUGCCCCAUUCCCAGGUGCGUGACAUUCUUCGUCGGGGUCACAUAUUCCUCAACUCGUCCCUCACAGAGGCAUUCUGCAUCGCUAUCAUAGGUCUGGGAACCCGGUGUCCGGCCGGCCGGCCGGCCGGCAGCCAGACAGAGAGCCAGCCACCAGCCCCGACCGGCGGUGCCAUCCAUUAUGAUGUGUGCAUGUGCGUGUCUGUCGUCUGUCUGUGUCUGUGUUGUCUGUAGAGGCUGCUGCGUGUGGUCUGUUGGUCGUGUCUACCAGAGUGGGAGGCGUCCCCGAGGUAGGUGGUGGUGGUGAACCACCGGCCGGAUAGAUGGCAGACAGGAUGUCUGUCCGUCCGUCGGUCCAACCAACACUGACCCCGUCUGUCUCCCUCGGUGUGUGCAGGUGUUGCCUGAGGACAUGAUGCGUUUGGCUGAGCCGAAUGCCGCCAGCAUUGUGGGUGUGCUAGGGGAGGCCAUCCACCGCGCACCCAACAUCGACGCAUUCGAACACAACAGACAGGUAGGGACAUACCAAGCUGGCUGGCUGGCUGGGUACCUAGGUAGCAGACUCACAGCGCAGCAAAUAGAGCCUGGCUGCGCAUCACGUGAUGCGGUCUGUCUCUCGUCAGAUCCUGGGCAUGUACUGCUGGCACGACAUCGCCGAAAGAACAGUCAGUGUGUAAUGUACCUACGUAUACAUACGACCACAGCACAGCACGGCACGGCACGGCACGGCCCACGUGUGUGUGAUUACAUACACACAUAGAUGAAAUAAAUGAGUGCCUCGUGUGUGUCGCUUUUCGCUGGCUGCGCUGCGGGUCUUGGCUGUGGUGUGGUGUGGUGUGGGUGCAGGAGGCGGUGUACCGUCGUGUGCUGGGCCGGCGGCCACGCAGUUUCGCCUCGCGUGUCAGACUGUACAAAUCGCUCGGCGCAUACUCAGGUAAGUGCCUAAGGGCAUACAUACAUACUUGCACCCAGCCAGCCCAGCCAGACCAUGUAUGUAUCAACCUCCCUCGCUUGGUUCCGUGUAUGUCUGCAGGCACCUUGGUUGUGUUUCUGCUUUUGGUCAAUUACUUGCUGCUCAACGUGCUGGAGUGGUGCCGGCCCAGGCGGAAAUGAUAUCUAUCGACAGACAGCCAGCAUCCGACCCGUUGCUUCCUUCCCUGCUGCCU